Zingiber officinale is the source of this 1134-nucleotide messenger RNA. RefSeq names its product acyl transferase 4-like. The coding region runs from base 1 to 1134 and encodes 377 amino acids. The record is from RefSeq and is a predicted model, not a curated record. Lineage: Eukaryota; Viridiplantae; Streptophyta; Magnoliopsida; Zingiberales; Zingiberaceae. The transcript has 4 exons.
AUGGAGAUCAAGAAGUACACCAAGACCCGCUUUCAUCCGACUCAAUUUCCGGAUGGAAUCAAGCACCAUCGUCAUGGGGUGUCAUUAUCGGCUGCGAAGGUCAUCCGGGAAGCCUUGGCCAAGGCUCUUGUCCCGUACUACCCCGUAGCAGGCCGCCUUGUCUCCUUCGACGACCGCAUCGAGGUGGCCUGCAAUGGCGAGGGCGUUUGGUUUGUGGAGGCGGCGGUGGCUGAUCGCAGCCUGAAUGACUGGGAGGCGAUCCCCCUUAGCGUGGUGAAAGAGGAGCUGCUUCCGAGUUGUCCCCCUCAUCUGAACCAACAAGAAAUGAUACUGAUGAUGCAGGUGACCCAUUUUCAAUGUGGUGGAUUUGUUGUUGGACUCAAAUUCAGUCACUUGGUGUUUGAUGGCAUCGGCGUUGGACAAUUCUUAAAAGCCAUAGGCGAGAUUGCUUGCGGUCAAACUCAUCCCUCUAUCGAUCCAUUCUGGUAUAGAGACACGAUUCCCGCCUCUCCAAUGCUCUCAAAGUCAUCACUUUCACUUCUCACACCCAAGUUUGACAUUGUGAAUUCCAUGUAUGAUUUCUCGAUUCAAACCAUAGAAAGAUUGAAGGAAAAAAUUGCAAAAGAGACAUCCAAUAUCAAUUCACCACCUUUGAGUGCCAUUGGAGAUGUGUGCCUCACCUUUGCUGCUAAUAUUCGUCAUGUAUUGUUCCAACUGCCAAAGGCCGGCUAUUAUGGAAAUUGUGUCUAUCCCUUAACUAUCACAGCAACCGGUGAGCAAAUCAUGCAGGCAUCACUUGCAGAAUUAGUCGGGCUCAUUAAAGAUGCUAAAGAAAGUUUACCCACAAAGUUUAAGGAAUGGGCUUCAGGCAACUUCAAGGAAGAUCCAUAUAAGAUUUCAAUUAGCUACAAUCAUUUGACUUUGUCAGAUUGGAGAUGGAUAGAGUUUUAUGAAACAGACUAUGGAUGGGGAAUACCCAACUCUAUUUCCCCUAAAACACAUGACUUUUCCUUCACUUGUGGCAUCCUUCUAAAGCAGCCUUUGCCUAAGGACGGUGUUUUGGAAGGACAAGUAGUCAUGAAGGAGCAUGAGCAAAGGUUUAUUGAUGAAAUCAACAAAUGCGUAAAUGUGUAG